AACAAACAUUAUCUAAAAGGUGAGACACCUUUUUUGUUCUUUCUGAUGUUUUUAUAACUUGAGAGUAGAAAACGUCUGUGGGAAUUAUUAUGUAUUUUCAGCUACGACAUAUUUUACUUCAAGAGAAAAACUUCAGACAUAGAAAAUUCUCUUAAUAACUGCCGAAGAAAGAUGAUGGCAAACAUUUCUGUAUGUAUUUUGCAGACAGGCAAACAAUACCGUUAUAUCCUCUACACAACAGUCUUUACCACAGUAUUUUUUCUUGGAUUAACACUAAAUUGUGCAGCUUUGUGGAUUUUCCACAAGAAAUUUGAAAUUUGGACCUCCACAGUCAUUUACAUGGUAAAUCUAGCUUUCUCAGACCUUCUCCUUACCAUAUCCUUACCUCUAAGAAUAUAUUACUUUGCUUUUCGCAAAUGGCCGUUUGGAGAUGUUAUGUGCAUGAUUCCAGCAACUCUCUUUUCAAUCAAUGUCUUCUCCAGCUCUUUUAUGAUUACUCUGAUUAGUUUGGAUCGGUAUUUGGCUAUUGUUUAUCCAAUAAGAUCACGACAUUUGCGAAGCCAGAAAGCUGCCAGAAUUACUUGUGCCAUGGUUUGGGUAUUUAUGCUCACUGUCAGCUUUCCUUUAGGGUUAGCUCAUAAAACAACAAUGGAUAAGAGGAAUGAAACUCACUGCUUUGAGUGCCACCUACAAGAUACUUGGAAGAGUGCAGUGAAUGUCUUGUUAGGGACAUCAUUUGUUGGGUUUUAUGUCCCAUUUAUUGUCACACUGUUCUGCACAGUUGCAGCCAUACGGACACUGAAAAACUGCAAAAUGGAUUCAGAUGUGGUGGACAAAUUUAAACUCAUCAAACUGUUUGCAGUUAAUAUUAUUGUCUUUGUCAUUUGUUUUGGUCCCUUUCACAGCAUCAUAAUUCCUUAUGCCAUGGAAAAGGCAGAGAUACUUCAUUCUUCUCAAGAUUUCUUGUCACAUGCUCAUAUAAUAACUUUAUGUUUAGUCAGCACUAACAGUUGCAUCGACCCAGUUAUCUAUUUUUUUGCUAUCAGUUCCUCUGGGGUAAAAUCAAAGAUGCAAAAAGAUGUGUCAGACAAGAAAGAGAUUGUUCAGAACUAAGAAAACCAGCCAAACAGUAUGGCUUAGGCUAAUAAAAUAUUUAAAAUAA
Messenger RNA from Protopterus annectens (West African lungfish), 1162 nucleotides. Its product is annotated as lysophosphatidic acid receptor 6-like. The record is from RefSeq and is a predicted model, not a curated record. NCBI's taxonomy places the organism in Eukaryota, Metazoa, Chordata, Ceratodontiformes, Protopteridae. Gene Ontology annotation, biological process: phospholipase C-activating G protein-coupled receptor signaling pathway; positive regulation of Rho protein signal transduction. Gene Ontology annotation, molecular function: lysophosphatidic acid receptor activity. The transcript has a single exon. Gene Ontology annotation, cellular component: membrane. Bases 172 to 1113 code for a protein of 313 amino acids.